Molecule: messenger RNA, 1025 nt
Organism: Anolis sagrei ordinatus
Lineage: Eukaryota; Metazoa; Chordata; Lepidosauria; Squamata; Anolidae
Product: cathepsin E-like
Biological process (GO): proteolysis; antigen processing and presentation of exogenous peptide antigen via MHC class II
Cellular component (GO): endosome
Molecular function (GO): aspartic-type endopeptidase activity
Source: RefSeq, a predicted model, not a curated record
AUGGAAUAUUUUGGAGAGAUUUCUAUUGGGACUCCUCCUCAGAAUUUCACAGUGAUUUUUGACACCGGUUCCUCCAACCUUUGUAUACCGUCUCAUUACUGUAUCAGCAAAGCUUGUGAUAAGCAUUCCAAAUUUCACCCUACAAAAUCCAGCACCUACACUGAAAUUGGAGAAAGGCUUUGCUUUGCAUAUGAAUCUGGGAGAGUAAUAGGAUUUACUGGAACCGAUCAAGUGACUGUUAAGGGAAGCACUGUUUCCAACCAGCAGUUUUUGGAGAUUGUCACAGAGACUGCUGACCCCUUUUGGAAUGCAAGCUUUGACGGGAUUGCUGGUCUGGCCUACCCAUCUCUGGCACCUGAUGGGAUGACCCCAAUGUUUGAUAAUAUGAUCGCUCAAAAUGUGGUGGAGCUGCCAAUAUUCUCCUUCUACUUGAACAGGAACCCAGAUGAUUACAUAGGAGGUGAGCUGAUUUUUGGUGGCUAUGAUCCCUCUUUUUUCAUUGGAAAUCUCAACUGGACUCCAGUCACUCAGAAAGGAUUCUGGCAGAUACAAAUAGAUAAUAUCCAGGUGGGAGGGACAAUUGCAUUCUGUGCAGAAGGCUGCCAGGCUAUUGUGGACACAGGGACUUCUUUCCUGGUUGGUCCAUCUGAGGACAUAACGCAAUUGCAUCACUCAAUCAGUGCACAACUUGUAGAAGGAAUGUAUAUUGUAGAAUGCAGUAACCUCAAUACGAUACCAGAUGUUACUUUCACAAUCAAUGGGAUCCCCUACCCUCUUACUCCAGAGGCCUAUACCCUUAAGUUCAGUGACAACGAAACGCAGGUGUGCAUAAGUGGCUUUUAUGAACAUGACGUGAAAUCACCAAGUGGCUUAUUAUGGAUCUUGGGGGAUGUUUUUCUCAGAUCAUACUACUCUGUGUUUGACCGUGGGAAUGACAGAGUUGGGUUUGCUCCGGUUGUUCUUUAAGGCACUUGGAUUUAUCAAAAUUGAAUCAGACUCUGAGAAGCUGAAGUAAAGCUGCACUC